AUGGUCAACUUUUCAUCAAUGGGCCCUGUUUUUGAUAAAAAUUUGAGUUAUCAAGCAUUGCCUAAUCCGGACCCUUAUCCUUACAAUAAUGGUACUAUUGAUGGACGUCAUUAUUCUGGUUAUGUUCCUUCAGGCGUUAGUUAUGCUGCAAAUACAACAACAACAGAUUCAUUUAAUAAUAACAUUAACGGAACAUGUAAUAGCACUAACAAUAGUUUACAAAGGAGGGCAACAACAUUAAUGAGGACAUUUCAAGAUUACAAUAAUGGAGGGGUUGUAAAUUAUGAUACUUCUUCAACUGUUAAAGGAAGUAAAGGAGCUGGGUCAAGAUCAAUAAUAUCUGGAAGGGAUUCGAUUCGUGGUGGGGGAAGUGUAGGGGGAGGAGAAUUUCUUUAAAACAGAGGGAAAUUUUGAUUUAUAUUUU
Messenger RNA from Meloidogyne enterolobii, 424 nucleotides. Lineage: Eukaryota; Metazoa; Nematoda; Chromadorea; Rhabditida; Meloidogynidae. The record is from the annotation of a GenBank genome assembly.